CUACUGUGUAUCAUCCUUGAGUACGUAACGCCGCUGGCUCUCACAGCCAAGGCCAGCUGAUAGUUUUCUGUGCCAACAUUUGAAACGCUCGUGAUGAUUCAAAUGGAGGACUGAUCGAUUGGUGAGAAUCCAACGGAAUUCUCUUUCUCGCGUUUCUCGUUCAAACGGAAGGAAGGCAACGCAACGGCAUGUUUCGUCGGUAACACAUGGGGAAUACGAGGUACAAAAGAUACAAGGUGUUUUAUUUGAAUGUUGCCCCGUUUUCGCGUCAAUUUUACUUUACUAAAUACCGUGUGGUGGGUAGAGUUUCUAUAGGGGAAAAAAUCGAUGUUGAAAAUUAAGUUGGGGAACAAGUGAGACAGUGGUGUGUGCGAGUGAAUUUUUUUACAGUUUUCUGAUAUUUUUUAUAAGUCGCAAAUACAGGCUGCAUUUUUUUUUAACUUGUUAUGGACGGUGGCGUUAAGAAGACCAGAAAUCCAAAUCCUAGAGAAAAUGCAUUUCCAUUAUCUGCAGCAACUUUUUGUUACACGAUUCCCACCUUCAUUCGCGGAUUCAAACGCGACUUGGAAGAAGCCGAUUUGACGGAAACGCUGAAAGAGCACAAAUCUGCUUAUCUAGGAAACAAAGUAGAGAGAUAUUGGAAAGAUGAAGAGGAACGGGCGAGAAAAAAGAAAUCCACUCCGUCCUUGCAAAGAGUGCUCUUGCGAGCUUUCGCUUGGGAGUACAUUGCGUUGGGAGUAGUUUUAGUCAUAUCAGAAGCUGUAAGAUUAUCACAGCCCAUAAUAUUAGGACGGUUAGUGAGAUAUUUCGAUGUCCAUUUUCGAAGACCCUCAAAAGCUACAUUCUUCAACUAUAACGGUACUACUGGGCUACAAAAUGAUAACGAAACCGUGGUACAACCAAUCCUUCUCGGUCGUAUGCUGAGGUUUUACUCCAGAAACGAUUAUAUCAGCGAAGAAGAUGCUUAUUACUACGCAGCCGGAGUUGUAUUAUGUUCCCUCAUCAACGUACUAUGUGUUCAUCCGUACAUGUUGGGAGUUUGCCACAUAGGCAUGAAACUAAGAGUCGGUUGCUGUUCUUUAAUCUACAGAAAAGCUCUGAGGCUUAGCAAAGUCGCUUUGGGCGAAACCACGGCUGGACAGGUGGUGAACCUUUUGUCCAAUGACGUGAACAGAUUCGAUUUGGCUGUGCUGUUUGCUCAUCAUUUAUGGUUGGGUCCAGUUGAAACGAUUAUUUGUACUUAUUUUAUGUACUUGGAAGUUGGAGUAUCUGCUAUUAUAGGAGUUUGCGUAUUGGUAUCUUUUGUGCCUCUACAAAUGUACAUUGGAAAAAAAAUCUCAGUUUUACGACUUAGGACAGCUCUAAGAACAGACGAAAGAGUGAGAUUAAUGAAUGAAAUACUUUCUGGCAUACAAGUCAUAAAAAUGUACGCCUGGGAAAGACCGUUUGCUCAUCUAGUAGCUCUAGCAAGAAGGCACGAAAUCCAAUCAAUCAGACAUACAUCAUUCCUUCGGGGGAUAUUUCUCUCUUUCAUAAUGUACAGCACCCGAAUGGCUUUAUUCGUCAGCGUGUUAGUCUACGUCCUGUCCGGUUACGAUAUCACGGCGGAAAAAGUCUUCGUCCUGACGUCCUUCUACAACGUCCUGCGACAAACCAUGACCGUAUUUUUCCCGCAAGGGAUCGCGCAAGUUGCUGAAGCUAGGAUGUCGGUAAAGCGAUUGAAUACGUUUAUGCUGUUCGGCGAAAUCCAAUCAGUGAAAUCGUCAACUUUUAAUGAAAAACAAGCUGAUGGUGAUAAAAGUGCGGAUUUAAGUAAAUCGUCGAACGGUAUCGAAAAGAGCGAGAGAAGGGGAGAGUUGGGAGUGUUUUUGACCAACGCUACGGCCAAAUGGAGUGAAAUGUCCGUAGAUAAUACGUUAACUAAUAUUAAUAUUAAGGUAUAUCCAGGACACCUACUUGGAGUGAUAGGCCCGGUGGGCAGCGGCAAGAGCUCUUUAUUCCACGUGAUACUCCAAGAAUUACCUCUCGUAGAGGGAACCCUCAAAGUAAACGGGGCGAUCAGCUACGCUUCGCAGGAACCGUGGUUAUUCGCUGGUAGCGUUAGACAGAACAUCCUCUUCGGCCAACCUAUGGAUAAACUUCGUUACAAGACUGUCGUGAAAAAAUGUGCCUUAGAAAGAGACUUCAGUCUCUUGCCUUACGGAGAUAAAACGAUUGUCGGCGACAGGGGAGUGUCGCUUAGCGGUGGACAGCGGGCUAGAAUAAAUUUAGCUAGGGCUGUUUAUAAACAGGCUGAUAUUUAUCUAUUAGAUGAUCCUUUGUCUGCUGUGGAUACUCACGUUGGAAAAGAAUUGUUCGAGCAGUGCAUUACUGGUUAUUUGAAGAAUAAAACAGUUAUUUUGGUCACGCAUCAGAUUCAAUAUUUACAAGAAGUUGAUCAUAUUUUGUAUUUGGAAGAUGGCGUAGCCAGAACAGGUACGUUCAGGGAACUCCAAUCUAGCGGUCUGGACUUCACGCAGUCCCUAGGCGAUUCAAAUCAAGAAGAAGAACCAACCAACGAAACGGAACUGGGACGUCAGUUGUCCGUGAGGAGCAUCGCUUCGGUAGAAGUCGAAGCUCCGCAAACGGUAGAAGAGCAAAAAAGUACCGGUACAAUCGGUGGUUAUGUCUACAAUGCUUAUUUCAGCGCCGGAGGAAAUUGCUGCGUUAUCUUCAUUUUCUUUUUCUUGUUCAUCGCAGCUCAGCUUUUUUCAAGCGCUUCUGAUUAUUACUUGACCUACUGGGUGAACUUGGAGCAGCAAGACAACGCACUGAACGCCACUCUCAACGCAUCAAACCCAACUACAACAAGUACAACUUCUUCUUAUGAUUUUUGGCAUUUCUCCAGACAGACGUCCAUCAUCAUCUAUUCCGUCAUAAUAAUUUUGCUCGUCGUUGUAACCAUGGUCCGAUCGUUCACGUUUUUCAUAGUGUGUAUGCGCGCUUCCACGAGAUUGCACGAUAAUAUGUUCACCAGCAUUACUAGGGCUACUAUGCGGUUCUUCAACACCAACAGUUCCGGAAGGAUUCUGAAUAGAUUUUCCAAAGAUAUGGGUUCAAUAGACGAGUUGCUGCCGCUGGCUUUGAUUGAUUGCAUGCAAAUUGGUUUGGCACUGCUUGGUAUUAUUGUCGUCGUCGCAGUGAUUACGCCGUGGUUGAUGAUUCCUACUUGCUUGAUCGGAAUCCUGUUCUAUCUUCUAAGGAUUUUUUAUUUGAGGACCAGCAGGAAUAUCAAAAGGCUGGAAGGAACUACCAGAAGUCCGGUAUUUUCUCAUUUGAACGCAUCGAUUUUGGGUUUAACGACAAUAAGAGCAUUCGAAGCCGAGGAAAUAUUGAUGCAAGAAUUCGACAAUCAUCAAGACUUACACAGUUCAGCUUGGUUUUCGUUUAUAUCAACUUCUAGAGCGUUCGGAUACUUUUUGGACUUACUCUGUAUGGUGUACAUAACGCUUGUUACAUUCAGUUUUCUUCUAUUAGGCAAUGAAAAAUUCGGUGGAAACGUAGGUCUAGCCAUAACUCAAGCAAUUGGUCUAACCGGAAUGUUCCAAUGGGGCAUGAGACAAUCCACAGAGUUGGAAAAUCAAAUGACAUCAGUGGAAAGAGUUUUAGAGUACAACGCAAUAGAAAUGGAAGGCCAACUUGAGUCCGAUCCAGACAAAAAACCCAGACCAACCUGGCCAGAAAACGGAAGGUUGGAAUUCAGGCAGAUCUUCUUGAAAUAUUUUCCGCAAGAUCCGUUCGUUUUGAAAGAAUUGAAUUUCGUGGUGGAACCCAAACAAAAAGUCGGCAUAGUCGGACGGACAGGAGCUGGAAAAUCAUCGCUCAUAAACGCUUUGUUCCGACUUACUGACACUAUCGGGGAUAUUUUAAUAGACGACGUUAAUAUACGUUAUAUCGGUCUUCACGAUUUACGUUCCAAAAUAUCGAUAAUCCCACAGGAGCCUGUUCUGUUUUCCGGAACGAUGAGGAAGAAUUUAGAUCCGUUUGAUGAGUUUACGGAUGCCGACCUAUGGAAAGUCCUUGAAGAAGUAGAACUGAAAGAAGCCGUGGAAAACCUUGUAGCAGGUCUCAAUUCUAAAAUGUCCGAAGGCGGAUCGAAUUUCAGCGUAGGGCAAAGACAAUUGGUCUGUUUGGCUAGAGCAAUCCUAAGAAACAAUAAACUUCUCGUCCUGGACGAAGCCACGGCUAACGUAGAUCCGCAGACAGACUCUCUGAUCCAACAAACCAUCAGAACGAAAUUCGCUGCUUGUACAGUGCUCACCAUAGCGCAUCGGCUAAAUACAGUGAUGGAUUCUGAUAAAGUUAUGGUUAUGGAUGCUGGUACGAUGAAAGAGUUUGAUCAUCCGUACUUAUUAAUGGAAAAUCGUCAGAGCAUUUUCUAUAGCAUGGUUCAACAAACCGGGAAAACCAUGGCUGAAACUUUGUACCAAGUAGCGAAAAAGAGUUACGAGAAUAAACAGAACUAGCACUUUUUAGCGAAUGAAUGUUUUAGUCAAAUUUUUAAAACGAGCAUUGGCCAAAGAAGUGCAAAAUUAUUGCGAUCACUCUUUGGAACUUAUUAGCAUCGGUACUUAUACUGUACUUUGGCCAGUACUUGUAAAAUAAUUCAUCGUCUACUUCUUUUCAUUUUGUAAAAUCGUCAAUAAAGGCAAAAAACUCAAUGUACAGAAUAUUAGAUGUUUGAGAAAGAAUUACCUGCUGCGAUUUGAACGUUUAAUCCAAAUUCUGAAUUUUUCAUGUUAAAAAUGUUGAAUUUCCGGUAACUAAAUAUAUUUUUUAUUUAUAUUUUUGCUGGUUUUAAUUUGAAACGAUGAAUUAAAUAGUUCCUUUUACACUAAAAACCUGAGAUUUUAUUUUUAUAGAGAGUUUUAUUAAAGGUUAAUAAAAUUUGUUUGUAUGUAAUAAAUGUAAAUAAAAAUU
Molecule: messenger RNA, 4959 nt
Organism: Psylliodes chrysocephalus
Lineage: Eukaryota; Metazoa; Arthropoda; Insecta; Coleoptera; Chrysomelidae
Source: the annotation of a GenBank genome assembly